CAAAUCUCGGCCAUAAAAAGUGGAAACAUUUCGUCAACAAAAUUUUGGAUUUUGGCUACAAAACGUGCAAAACAUUUCGUAAAAUCAACGAAACAACCCAAAUUCUGCGCAAUUCCAUUUCGCACACAUAACCAAACAGAAACACGCAGCAAUUAGCACACAAUGGCACGCGGACAUCAGAAGAUUCAGUCACAGGCGAAGGCGGCCGACAAGCAGGCAAAGAUGAAGAAGCAACAGGGCCACAGUGCCACCGACCAAAAGAAGGCAGCCCAGAAGGCGCUAGUCCAUGUGUGCGCUGUUUGCAAGUCGCAAAUGCCCGAUCCCAAGACGUACAAACAGCACUUUGAGAAUAAGCAUCCCAAGAACGAUAUGCCCGAGGAGCUUAAGGAUGUCUGAGACGACGCGAAACGAGGCAAAUUUCAACGACGAGUUGCCUACCAGUACGAAAUCUUUGCAACAAUUAAUUUACAUCAACAUCAACAACCAGAGCAACAGCAAUCAGCCGAACCAAAUGAGAUCUUAAUGGGAGACGCCAACAACGACUUAUUGCCAAUAAAGGAAACGCAGCUGAAUUUUUUGUAUACAUACUGCUAACAUUUUGAAUUUGGUUUAGAUAUUUCUUUAACUUAGGAUUGGAGAUUGGCCACAAUCUUUGCGUCAUGCCACGCCACGACACGCCGCUCGUGACGGUGUUUGGCAAUUGUUUAAAUGAUAAAACUAUACAAUACAAGACACAAAAAACACAACCAAGCACAUAGCAUAA
This is a messenger RNA of Drosophila guanche, 763 nucleotides long. Its product is annotated as zinc finger protein 706-like. The transcript has 3 exons. The record is from RefSeq and is a predicted model, not a curated record. The coding region runs from base 163 to 396 and encodes 77 amino acids. Lineage: Eukaryota; Metazoa; Arthropoda; Insecta; Diptera; Drosophilidae.